AUGCGCCCCUCGGCCUUGCGCCCCCGCGCCUCAGCCGCCGCGCUCGCGCUCUGCAGUCUCCUGCUGCUGCCCGGGCUCGGGCACGCAUGUCCCGCGGGCUGCGCCUGCACGGACCCGCACACAGUGGACUGCCGCGACCGCGGGCUGCCUAGCGUGCCCGACCCUUUCCCUCUGGACGUGCGCAAGUUGCUGGUGGCCGGCAACCGCAUCCAGGAGAUCCCCGAGGACUUCUUCAUCUUCUACGGCGACCUGGUCUACCUGGACUUCAGGAACAACUCACUGCGCUCAGUGGAGGAGGGCACCUUCAGCGGCUCCGCCAAGCUGGCCUUCCUUGACCUCAGCUACAACAACUUGACCCAGCUGGGCGCGGGUGCCUUCCGCUCGGCCGGCAGGCUGGUCAAGCUGAGCCUGGCCAACAACCACCUGGCCGGCGUGCACGAGGCCGCCUUCGAGUCCCUGGAGUCGCUGCAGGUGCUGGAGCUCAAUGACAACAACCUACGGAGCCUCAGCGUGGCCGCCUUGGCCGCGCUGCCCGCGCUCCGCACCCUGCGCCUGGACGGGAACCCGUGGCUUUGCGACUGUGACUUCGCCCAGCUCUUCUCCUGGAUCCAGGAGAACGCCUCCAAACUGCCCAAAGGCCUGCAUGAAAUCCAGUGCUCGCUGCCCAUGGAGAACAGAAGGAUAUUCCUGCACGAGCUGUCGGAGGCCAGCUUCAGCGAGUGCAAGUUCAGCCUCUCGCUCACGGACCUGUUCAUCAUCAUCUUCUCGGGCGUGGCUGUGUCCAUCACCGCCAUCAUUUCCAGCUUCUUCCUAGCCACCAUGGUGCAGUGCUUCCAGAGGUGUGCCCCCAACAAAGACACUGAGGAUGAAGAUGAGGAUGAAGAUGACUGA
Molecule: messenger RNA, 891 nt
Organism: Trichechus manatus latirostris (Florida manatee)
Lineage: Eukaryota; Metazoa; Chordata; Mammalia; Sirenia; Trichechidae
Gene: LRRC38
Product: leucine rich repeat containing 38
Exons: 2
Coding region: 1-891 (296 amino acids)
Cellular component (GO): voltage-gated potassium channel complex
Molecular function (GO): transmembrane transporter binding; potassium channel activator activity; voltage-gated potassium channel activity
Source: RefSeq, a predicted model, not a curated record